GUAAGAGAUUGCCAAUUUACACUUGUCAUAAAUAUCAAGGCUAAACUGGAACUGUGAGCUUAUUACACAAAGCAACGUCUGUCUAGUUCAGAUCACACAGUUCAGGUAACUGGGCUGCUCCGUCACUGAGGAGUUGGUAUUCCUUUUUCACAAUGGCAGUAGGAAAGCUGCUGCUGUUUUCUCUGGCUGUGGCACUAACUGCCUAUUACUUUUAUGACACAGAAACUAUAACUCCAGGCAUGGUAAGAGGGAAGAAAGUGCUGGUCACUGGCUCCAGUACUGGGAUUGGAGAGCAGAUCGCAUAUAAAUUUUCAGAAAUGGGAGCUCAUGUCAUGCUCACAGCCAGAAGAGCCCAGCGACUACAAGAGGUUGCAAAGCGGUGUCUCCAGCUAGGAGCCAGUUCGGCGCAAUAUGUCGUGUCUGAUAUGAAGAACUUGACUUCAGCUCAGCAUGUGGCCCAAGAAGCUAUUGAUAAAUUAGGUGGCGUGGAUUAUUUAGUUUUAAAUCACGUGGGAGGAUCUGGGUCAUUUGGAUAUUUUCAAGGUGACAUGAAGGAUGUGCUGAGUUCCAUCACUGUCAACUAUCUCAGUUACAUCCAGUUGACAUCCACAGCAUUGAAAGCGCUGCAAAAAUCUCAAGGCAGCAUUGUCAUUAUGUCUUCAAUGAGUGGACGAAUUGGAAGUCCAUUUACCACAAACUACUGUGCAGCCAAAUUUGCCUUGGAAGGUUUUUACAGUUCCCUCCGCAGAGAAUUUACACUAAGCAAGAAUAAUGUUUCUGUCACUGUGGCUGUUCUUGGAUACAUUGACACAGAAAAUGCUGUAAAAAAAGUGGGUGACAAAAUAACCAUGACAGCAUCAUCGAAAGAGGACUGUGCUGAAGAGGUGGUGAAAGCGGCAGUCUUGAGACGGCCAGAGCUAUUCUACCCAUACUGGGGAAUUAAGCCAUUGGUUUUAAUUCGAGACUUCGCUCCAACUCUGAUGGGAAAUAUCCUGGAUAAGUUUUAUGUUCUGGAGAACAUCCAGUGAGCUGGGGUCUUACACAGAACAGUUUUUUUUUACAGCUUUGCUAUCUGAACAAAUAAAGGAAAACAGUUUAACUACUUCAAUACCAGGCACUUCCACCCCCUUCCUGCCCAGGCCAAUUUUUAGCUACACAGUACCCACAUUU
This is a messenger RNA of Rana temporaria (common frog), 1170 nucleotides long. Its product is annotated as hydroxysteroid 11-beta-dehydrogenase 1-like protein A. Lineage: Eukaryota; Metazoa; Chordata; Amphibia; Anura; Ranidae. The transcript is spliced from 6 exons. Bases 153 to 1028 code for a protein of 291 amino acids. Gene Ontology annotation, molecular function: oxidoreductase activity. Gene Ontology annotation, cellular component: intracellular membrane-bounded organelle. The record is from RefSeq and is a predicted model, not a curated record.